AUGGCAGCAGCCAGCGCUAUCUGGUUGGCGGUGGAGGAAAGAACCACUAUUGUGACUAUAUUGAUUGUGCAUGCAAUUAUGGCGAGCAUCGAGGUGUCGCUGUCGACCACGCCGCGGCGCAAGAAGAGCGCAGGGCUGGUGGUGGGCGCGGGCGGGGGCGUGGGACCCGGCGGCGCGGGCGUGGGCGUGGGCAUGGGCGUGGGCAUGGGCGUGGGUGUGGGCGGCGGGCCGCUGCACCGCGCUCACAAGGACGUGCACAAGGAGCUGGAAGUUCAUGCGCAUUCGGGCCUGAAGGGGCAGCUGUGCAGCUCGCUGAGCAUCAACCGGCUGUCGUACCUCCGGCCCGCGGCGCCGCCGCAGCCGCUGACGGAGGCCGAGCGACGCGCGGCGGAGGAGCGCCUGCAGCGCCUGCGCCAGGAGAUGGACAACAAGCGCCUCGCCAUCAAGAACCUCAAGAUGGCGCUCGAGCGCCUCGACAUCACCGACAACAUCGACGUGCGCAUCCAGCAGGCGGAGCUGGAGUACCAACUGGGGCGCGAGGAGCUCAACCUGCUGACGCUGCUGGAGGAGAGCCGCGGGCUGCAGGCGGCGCUGGACGACGCGGCCGAGCAGAGCCGCGCGCGCUCCGACGCCACCUCGCUCUACAGUUGCGUGAGCGGCGCGGCGUACGUGAGCCUGCACGCCGUGGAGCUGACGUACGACCCCAAGAGCCCGCGCUUCGGCGCUGGCCCCCGCGACGGCCAGCCCGGCCUCUACGUGGACUGGGCGGCGGACGGCGCGGGCAUGGCCAAGGGAGACAGGCUGGUGGAGGUGAACGGGCGAUUGGUGCUGUCCAAGGGGCGCGACGACCUGGUUCGGCUGCUGGCGGCGUCCCCCGAGCCUGCGCAACUGGUAGUGCUGCGCGCGCGCGCAGAGCCCCCGGCCGACGCGCAGGCCACGGCGGCGUUGGCGGCGCUGCGCGACGAGCUGGAGUCUGCGCGCGGCCGCGCAGAUGGACUGCGCGGCGCCAACGUGGCGGAGCUGAUGGGGCGACUUGCGCAGCAGGCGCCCACUCCGCAGACGCCCUCGUCGCCCACGGCGGGCGAAGGUGGCACCGUCAAUGGGGGCCUGGCGCCGCACGCCGGCCGCCCGCCCCCGCACGCCCCGCCGCCCAACGCCCCAGCACCCAACAAGACGGAGGUUCAGGUUUUUCAAAAAGGGCCCCAAGUCACUGCUUUGAUUGCAAAUUUGCCAGGCCUUGAAGUUGGUAGCAGAAGUCCAGCUGAAUCCAGACACAGUCUACCCACCCUUCGACCGAAACCACCUGCAUCUGCCUCAGCAGUAACUUCCACCAAUCAUACUCCAAUGAAAAACCAUGAUGCCAGGAGUGCCAAAUCAUUAGAUUUUGGUCCUGAUGGCUCAUCAAUGAAUGGUCUUCAUCACCACCACCAUCACCAUCAUCAUCACAAACAUGACAAACGUUAUCAUCUACAUAAUGCACGGAGCACAAAUUCAUUAGAUGUAUGCAACUCUGAAGCAAUUCGUGCCAAACAUGCUGAUCAACACUGCAAUUCUGAUAUGUAUAGAGUCAAAAGUGGGCAUUCUAUGCUGGAAUAUGGUCUGGAUGCUAAUGCUGCAAUAGAACACAAGAGGGCUCAUCAGAGAAAGCAUAUAGAAGGGCAUCAUCAUAGACGCUCAGAGAGCAGACCAUUAACUGAAGCAAAAAGUUUAAAAUCAAUAUUGGACUACACAUCUGAGUCAUCAACAGGAAUGCAACGAAUACGAAAGUCGGAUGCUCGCAGUGUAAAGUCCCUGGACUUUGAUUCAGAGCCAACUCUCACUCCACAACAUAGACAUGAAAAUCGACAUCAUAUUUCAAGGACCAAUGAUGCUCGCAGCACUAAAUCUUUGGACUACAGUUCUGAAUCAUCUUCACAAGCACAUUACAGGAAGAAUGGUGAAGAAUGUAAAACACAAAGGCCUACUCCACCAAAGAAACCCUUGCGACUAUCACUUCACAAAGCAACAAGUCUGCAGUCUGUGAAUAACAAUACACCCCCACCAACACCUCCCACACAAAUUGAUGUUCGUAUGAAUGGAAUCAAAAGGCAUAUCAAAGGGGAAGCACCACCUGCUCCUGUUGUUAUACGCAUUUCUGAAGGACAACAACAGAUGAUCCAUAAUUCUUGCCACACUAUGCAAAACUCCUGUCAUCCUAACAAUCACUGGCCACCACAGCCGCAAACAAAUACUAUUCAAGUAGUACAUGCCACUCCCAGCAUGAAAGGGAUCAUGUCAGAAGAAAAAUGGUAUUAA
Molecule: messenger RNA, 2295 nt
Organism: Gryllus bimaculatus (two-spotted cricket)
Lineage: Eukaryota; Metazoa; Arthropoda; Insecta; Orthoptera; Gryllidae
Source: the annotation of a GenBank genome assembly